Messenger RNA from Haliotis rufescens (red abalone), 2049 nucleotides. Its product is annotated as biogenesis of lysosome-related organelles complex 1 subunit 4-like. The transcript has 5 exons. Gene Ontology annotation, cellular component: BLOC-1 complex. The record is from RefSeq and is a predicted model, not a curated record. The coding region runs from base 20 to 655 and encodes 211 amino acids. NCBI's taxonomy places the organism in Eukaryota, Metazoa, Mollusca, Gastropoda, Lepetellida, Haliotidae.
UAGAGUGAUGUCCCUUUGAAUGUCAGUUUUCCCGGAAGUUUAUGUCAGGUGCUCGACCAUGGAACUCCAGAGAGAAGCAUCUGUGAAAUCCGAGAUCGAUGAGCGAUCAAACACACCAGACUCCGUCAUCAUGGACAACAGUCAGCUCAUGGAGGAUCUCGCCAGCGACUACAGCAAAUACAUGAGCUUUGAUCUCACACGCGAGCACGGCAAGUUCAGUGAAAGUAUUGAGGACAUGCUGACAAAACUGGAUGAGUUCUGUGGACUUGUGGACAUGAUUCGGAGUGACACGACGCUGUGUCUCAACAAGACGGUCCCGGACAUCCACGGCAAGUGUACUGAGAUGGAGGUCAUAUUUGAGAAGAUUGACAAACUGGAGGCGUUUGUGGGCGUGGUGAAGCAGAGUGUUGGCAAGAUGGAGGAAUCAGUCAGCAAGGCAGAGGACGACUUCGGAUCUCUCGGUGGCUUCAUGAAGAAAAUAUCGUCCAUCGUCAGUCCGAAGCGAAGUCAAGAUCCAGACCGUCGGUCCAAACAAGCAGGUUUCGUUCAGCCCGAGACAUUCAACACCAGCGACUAUCUGGGUGUGGUCGCAGUGAAGCCUGCCACACCAUCGGUGGAGGCCGCAACAUCGACAGCAGAGGCUGGGAACACAUGAUUAUUGUUGAUCAUAGAGAGACUGAUUUGUGCAGGUCUUCCGACAGGUCUUCCUUACAUUCCUGGGAUGUCAUAGUGUGCAUGUGUGUGCGUGUGUGUGUUCUUGUGUGUUUGUUAAUGCGUUCUUGUGUGCAUUGUUGCAUGUGUGUGCAUGCAUGUACAUAAGUCUACAUGGUAAGGUGUAUGUCUGCUCAGGUGUGUUCAUUGGCGUGCAUGUGUAUCAAAGUCUUUGUGUGUGUGUGUGUGUGUAUAUAUUAGGAUGUGUGCAUGUGUAUUUAUGAUUGCAUAUUAAGGUGUGUUUAUGGGUAUGUAGCUCACAGACAUCUUUUUGUAGUACUCUCGCUGGAAAUGACCAACCCCCAAAUCAAACAGAUUCAUAGGCCCUCUACCCUAUAGAUGUGAACAUGCAUCCAUGACUAUACCUACAGAGUGUCAGUCCUGGAGUGAGAGUGUUGGUGUACUGGAAACUGUCUGUUCUGGAGAAAAGCGAGUCUAACCAAAUCAAAGAUGCAUGUUGUCUUGGAUUAUUAACUUUGUUUAUAUCUUGUGUAUGUGCAUAAAAAAUUUAAUAUUUUGUUUUCAUAAAUUUCAAGAUGUUUGACUGCAGACAGACCACACCCUCGCCUUAAGGCAGUUAAGGGUGCAGGCUUUCAUUGUGUCCUACUGACUAACGUUUUGGGCUCACUGUGAUGGACAAUUGGUUUUACUGGACACUUAAUCUUUACCGAAAACUAACUUGGGCUUCUGUAAGGGGAUAAUAUCAAGGACUUGCUAUUUUGCACUUUCUUCCAACAGUAAGCUGACCAUUACUAAACUGUUGCUCAAAGCAGUGUUAUCCAGCGUUAGAAAGUGCCACUAGUCCUGUUGUCCUUACCAAACUUCCCAAUAGUUAAGGUAUCAAAAGGAAUAGUAGAAAUUUGCCAUUUUUAAGGGUUUUGCUAUAUCAGAGUUCCAGAUUACGUUUUGAGCAAUUGAGCUUUUACUAAAAGGUUUUAUUUUAAUUGGAUUAUUACAUUUUCCAUUGGUUAACCAAUAUUUUUUCUCUCAUCUAUUCAUCACUCUAUUGGGUUUUUCUCAAAAUAAGUAAACAUUUUGAGAUUUAAAAGAAAUAAAAUGUUUAAGAUAUAUAAAACGGUUCUAACUAUAGGCUUGACUCGGAAAGUAAAUUAGCUUGUAAUUGUGUUUCGGAAAUUAGCUCCGUUGUAUGCAUGCUGAAAAAGCUUCAUUGGGUAUUUACGCGAGCUGUUUCUAUAAAUUUGAGGGGCAGUCGGUAGGCUAGUGGUUAAAGCGUUCGCUCAUCACGCCGAAGGCCCGGGUUCGAAUCCCGACAUGGGUACAAUGUGUGAAGCCCAUUUCUGGUGUCCCUUGCCAUGAUAUUGCUGGAAUAUUGCUAAA